AGAAAUGCGUGAAAUUCUAGAUAGAGUUGGCUAUAGUUUGGACUAAUAUUCGCGUUGGUAGCUACCACGCUAGCCAAUAUUAACAUUAGCUUUGUUUUGAGUUAGGCUAUUAGCCUUAGUUAUCAAGUUAUGUUUUUUCUGAUGAUUCGUCCAAUGUGCAAUACUACACAUUGAACGACGCGAUGUUAUAGAUGUAACAUAGUACGAUAAGAUGGCUGAGACAGACGUUGAUAAUGAACUUUUGGACUAUGAGGAGGACGAGGAGCCCCAGGGAGCCCCAGAGAGUGGAACCCCAGCAACCAAGAAGGAAGUGAAGGGAUCAUACGUAUCCAUUCACAGCUCAGGGUUCAGAGACUUUCUCCUUAAACCCGAGCUUCUCCGUGCAAUUGUUGACUGUGGUUUUGAGCAUCCUUCAGAAGUCCAACAUGAGUGUAUUCCACAAGCUAUCCUGGGCAUGGACAUCCUGUGUCAGGCCAAGUCUGGAAUGGGAAAGACAGCCGUGUUUGUCCUGGCCACGCUGCAACAGAUCGAACCUGUAGAUGGUCAGGUAUCGGUCCUUGUAAUGUGCCACACGAGAGAGUUGGCCUUCCAGAUCAGCAAAGAGUACGAACGCUUCUCCAAAUACAUGCCCACUGUCAAGGUGUCAGUGUUCUUUGGUGGCCUGGCCAUCAAGAAGGACGAGGAAGUCUUGAAGAAGAACUGUCCUCACAUUGUCGUUGGAACUCCAGGACGUACCCUGGCCCUCAUCCGCAACAAGACCCUCAACGUGAAGAACAUCAAACACUUUGUGCUGGACGAGUGUGAUAGGAUGCUGGAGCAGCUGGACAUGCGGCGUGACGUCCAGGAAAUCUUUAGGGUGACACCCCAUGAGAAACAGGUUAUGAUGUUCAGCGCCACGCUAAGCAAAGACAUCCGCCCCGUCUGCCGCAAAUUCAUGCAGGACCCCAUGGAAGUCUUUGUGGAUGACGAAACCAAGCUGACACUCCACGGCUUACAACAGUAUUACUGCAAGUUGAAGGAUAGCGAGAAGAACCGAAAGCUGUUCGACCUGCUCGAUGUACUCGAGUUCAACCAGGUGGUGAUCUUUGUGAAGUCGGUGCAUCGCUGUGUGGCUCUGUCACAGCUGCUGGUGGAACAAAAUUUCCCUGCCAUCGCCAUCCACAGGGGCAUGGCACAGGAAGAGCGGUUAUCCCGAUACCAGCAGUUUAAAGACUUCCAGCGACGAAUCCUGGUUGCCACCAACCUGUUUGGCCGAGGCAUGGACAUCGAGCGAGUCAACAUUGUGUUCAACUACGACAUGCCAGAGGAUUCUGACACAUACCUUCACAGAGUGGCCCGUGCUGGCAGGUUUGGGACCAAAGGCCUUGCCGUCACCUUUGUGUCUGAUGAGGUUGAUGCAAAGACCCUGAACGACAUCCAGGACCGCUUUGAGGUCAACGUAGCAGAGCUACCAGAGGAGAUUGAUAUCUCCUCCUACAUUGAACAGUCCAGAUGAGUCUGAGGUGUCUUUUCAGUGGAGAACGUGUGACCCGUCGUGUUUCCGUAUUUUGGUGAAGAAAAAAAAACCCCCAUUUAUUUUAAAGUCCCCUAUAUGAACAUAUUUGUUGGAAAGUUCAUAAUGAUAAAAGCCUUUUUGUUCUUUGCAGGGUGUGUUUUUAAUGUUUCAUGUUAAAACAUGGAUAUAUUGUUUUGGUUGAUGAAAUAAACUUUUUUAUACCUUA
Molecule: messenger RNA, 1721 nt
Organism: Eleginops maclovinus (Patagonian blennie)
Lineage: Eukaryota; Metazoa; Chordata; Actinopteri; Perciformes; Eleginopidae
Product: ATP-dependent RNA helicase DDX39A-like
Exons: 10
Coding region: 212-1495 (427 amino acids)
Biological process (GO): mRNA splicing, via spliceosome; mRNA export from nucleus
Molecular function (GO): RNA binding; ATP binding; RNA helicase activity
Source: RefSeq, a predicted model, not a curated record